AUGGAAGCAGCUUUUCCUGGUCUGCCUGGCGUCUGAUUUCGUUCGUCACCAAACUGUCACCACCGAACGAGAUCAUCAGGACGAGAUCGCGCCGAGAAGCGCAAUCAUCACCGCUCCAGACGUCAGCAGGACGGGAAACGACGGAUCGGAGAUGAGCGUCGUGCCGACAAAGAUAAACGUCAUCAGGCAAGGAGUCGUGAUGAUCGCCGCAGAAUUAUUGAGAAGGUUAUUUUCAACUGCUUCGCUUAUCUUAUCGUGCGACAUUCAGGACCAGUAA
Messenger RNA from Gongylonema pulchrum, 277 nucleotides. Lineage: Eukaryota; Metazoa; Nematoda; Chromadorea; Rhabditida; Gongylonematidae. The record is from the annotation of a GenBank genome assembly.